This is a messenger RNA of Calidris pugnax (ruff), 3101 nucleotides long. Its product is annotated as vasoactive intestinal polypeptide receptor 1-like. Gene Ontology annotation, cellular component: plasma membrane. The transcript has 13 exons. The coding region runs from base 29 to 1348 and encodes 439 amino acids. The record is from RefSeq and is a predicted model, not a curated record. Gene Ontology annotation, biological process: cell surface receptor signaling pathway; adenylate cyclase-modulating G protein-coupled receptor signaling pathway. NCBI's taxonomy places the organism in Eukaryota, Metazoa, Chordata, Aves, Charadriiformes, Scolopacidae. Gene Ontology annotation, molecular function: peptide hormone binding; G protein-coupled peptide receptor activity; vasoactive intestinal polypeptide receptor activity.
GGGAAGGACCCGGCGGCUGCUGCGGAGGAUGCUAAGUUUGUGCUGGAUGCUGCUCCCGCUGGUUGUGGGAAUCCAUCCAGAAUGCAAGAUAUUCCAGCAGGUUGUCAAAGAGGAGGCUCUCUGCUUAGAAAAGAAUGAAUCUGUUUCACCUGAUCUUAAAGGAUGUGCCAGAGAUUGGGAUGGUCUAACCUGCUGGCCCAGAGCCACUGUUGGGGAAGUGGUUAAAGUUCCCUGUCCAAGAUUUUUUGAAGAAAUCACCAAUAUCCAUGGCUUCCUUCAGAGAAAUUGUACACAAGAGGCAUAUUGGUCAGAACCAUUCCCACCAUACACCGUUGCCUGUGGAUUUGAUGAAGGUUCCAGUAAAGGGCCCGAGGAUCAGAAAUCAUAUUAUUCUGCAUUUUGGCGUGUCUACACUGCUGGCUAUGCAGCAUCAAUGACUUCACUCAUUACAGCUCUAAUUGUCUUUGCUGCCUUCAGAAAAUUCCACUGUACACGGAAUUACAUCCAUAUGCACCUGUUUGUCUCCUUUAUCCUGAGAGCAAUUGCUGUUUUCACCAAAGAUGCUGUUUUGUUUGCAGAUGAAACUAUGGACCACUGCCUAAUGUCAACGGUUUCUUGUAAGGCUGCUGUGGCAUUCUUUCAAUUCAGUAUUUUAGCCAAUUUCUUCUGGCUUCUCAUAGAAGGGAUAUACCUGCAAACACUGCUUUUGCUGACCUUUGUUUCAGACAAGCAGUAUGUAUGGUGGUUCAUAUUUACUGGCUGGGGAGCUCCCACUGCAGUGCUGUUUGCUUGGGUCCUCACAAGAAUCCAUCGACAAAAUACUGGAUGUUGGGAUGAUGACGAGAAUGGAGUGGUGUUAUGGAUCAUCAAAGGCCCCAUUCUGCUAACAGUAUUAGUUAACUUUAUUAUAUUUAUCAAUGUGAUCAGAAUUCUAGUCCAUAAAUUGAAGUCUCAAGAGGGAGGAGGGAGCCAUUCAAGCCACUUUGUGAGACUUGCAAAAUCCACGUUACUCUUGAUCCCCCUCUUUGGAGUACACUACAUUGUAUUUGCAUUUUUCCCAGAAAGCACUGGUCUGGAAGCUCGCCUUUAUAUUGAGCUGGGAUUGGGUUCUUUUCAGGGUUUUGUUGUCGCUCUUCUAUAUUGCUUCUCGAAUGCAGAGGUUCAAAGUGAACUGAAGAAACAACUGUGCAAAUGGCAGUAUCAAGAAUACCUGAACUUCACACACAAACACAGGACUUUGUCCAGAGAAAACAGUCCAGUCAACUAUGUCACUCAGUUAUCACUGCUUGAAAAAAUCAGUCCAAAAAGGAAAACAUCUGGGUACCAGAAUGGUGUAACUUCUGUCUGAGCUUUUCUAGCAGGACACGUUGCUGUGAUGUUGUAACAUAACUACCUAAGACAUGGCCAGCCUGGAUCCUUUAUGUCUUUCCAUAGUGUCAGGAGCCUUCCCUGAAUUUCUUGUCCCGAAUGUGAGCUGCUUUUCUCACCUGGUACAGACCAGUAUCACAACCCUGGUUCUCUCUCUCCUUGAGCACGUAAAAUCCACUUGUUUAGUUGUGGAAAGCCAGACCUUGAGCUAAUAGAUUAACACCCCCAAAAAAAGGAACUAUAAUUCCUCCCACACCCAGUGUUUGUCAUGUCUUUGUUAAUGUUUCCCAAAUAUUCCAGUUUUCAAGAGCAUUAUGCCUAAUCUUAAUUAGAAACAGUUAUGUGGUGGCAAAGCUUUGCCAUAAUGCUUAGUGAUGUAUUACUAGUUGUUUUGAGACAACUUGAGACAAUUUAAUGGAAAUUACAUACAGAAACUUGCUGAGUAACCGCUUUUGGAAGGAAUCUCAAGGUAUUUCAAGAGUGACACAAAAAAAGAACAAGUUACAUUAUCUGCUUGGGUUUUUUUCUUCCGCUCCUGGUGAAUAGCAAGAUUAAAUUAGUCCAGAGGACCCCAAGCCCUUUCUUGUCGAUGGAAAACAUGGAGUAGUUGAUCAUUAGGUAGAUUAUUUAAAUAUGAAGGAAGAACACAGAGCAAGCCCAAUGCAGUAUGCCAGCUGCGCUACCUUGAGCUCAGAAUAAUUUACAGUCCUAGUCUUAGUGCCCAGACACUUGCCCUUGUGUACCUGGAACAGACUUUCUGCCACCUAACCUUGAAGGUUGGCUGUAUCCAUCGGUGAAAUAGAAGAUUAAACUGUGCUAUUGUGCUUUUUUGGGGACCUUCUUUUGAGGACUAAUCUGGUGUGAUUCCUGUAGUUAUCUCAGUCCUGUCCAUCAUUUCUCAGCUCAUUAUCACUCCACUCAAUUAUGUUUCUGGGUUCAGAAUUAUCAACACAACAUUGUGGUCUAGUGAAGCAAAAUACGGUCCAGUGAAACAGAGUGAACAAAUGUGCUCGCAUCACUUAUUUGGGUGGCCUUACUCUUUCUUCAGAACUCAGUUGGACACUACCUCAAACUCUCCAAAAGUAAAGAAAGGGCACACAAGGUACACUGGACACAUCUCUAUUUCCUUUCAAGAUAGUACCAUCCUCAGGAGAACCUGCAUCCAAACCUGAAAGCACUGCUAGAGAUCAUGGUCAUUCAAGUACAUGGUGGUUUUCUGUGAACUGCUAUAUCACUUUAGCUUUAAAAAGUAGUGCUCCAGUCUCUUGUUUUGCUGUAUUCUUGGUUAAAUAUUUAGGCCAGGGGACAUUUGACUCUGUUCAUUUUAGGUGCUUCAUUUCUCAUUCCAUUAUUAGAGCAGAAAUGAAUUGUUCAGAUUUCUAUAUGUAUAAUUCAAAUCAGUCCUUUAUUAGUUAGGCAUUUACCCCACUUUUCCAAUGAAUCAGAUGCCCUCUAUAACGUGUCAUUUUGUCUAUUCUGAGCUCCUUAUUGGUUUUCCUUAUAAAAGUAAACCUUGCUCCUGAGUUGUUGCCUAGCAUAGUGAUGUGAACACAUUUGUAUGAUGUACAUCUAUAAAAUGCAAGUGAUAAUUACAGAUGGUUUGAGAGAGUAAUUUUUAAUUACAUUAUGUCAGUUUGGAUGUUUCAUUUGAGGCUUUAUUUUAAAAGAACAGUUGUAUAAUUGUGUUUACUCUAGAUACUGUUUUGAAACCAAUGGAUGUAUACAAUUUUGAC